Heteronotia binoei (common prickly gecko) is the source of this 1159-nucleotide messenger RNA. RefSeq names its product interleukin-8-like. Lineage: Eukaryota; Metazoa; Chordata; Lepidosauria; Squamata; Gekkonidae. The record is from RefSeq and is a predicted model, not a curated record. Gene Ontology annotation, cellular component: extracellular region. Gene Ontology annotation, biological process: cellular response to lipopolysaccharide; antimicrobial humoral immune response mediated by antimicrobial peptide; inflammatory response. The transcript is spliced from 4 exons. Gene Ontology annotation, molecular function: CXCR chemokine receptor binding; chemokine activity. The coding region runs from base 99 to 425 and encodes 108 amino acids.
GAGACGGUCCUUUGGGGCAGGCAGAAGCGGAUAAAAGAGGGCUGGCAGAGCUGCAGUCAAGCACAAACUUGCUCCGAAUAGGCUGCCAAGCAGGAGCCAUGCCUUGCCUCCCCAUCAGCGCCCCACUAGCUGCAGCCGCCCUGCUCCUGACUCUUCUCUGCUCUGCUGCCCCCAAGGUGGAAGGGGUCUCACUGGCGCAGAUGGGAGGUGAGCUGCGGUGCCAGUGCGUCAACACUCAUUCCAAAUUCAUCCCCCCCAAACACAUCCAGGAUGUCAAGCUGACCCAAAGUGGACCCCACUGCAAGAAUGUGGAAGUCAUAGCGACUCUGAAGGACGGCAGAGAAGUGUGCCUGGAGCCCAGCGCCCCCUGGGUCAAGAUGAUCAUCAAAGCCAUCCUGGACAAGGCUCAAGGCAAUGCCCCAUAAGCCACUGCAAAGGAAGCUUCAGAGGGGUGUGUGGAAACCUGAGCCAUUUCAAUCCUGCCUGAUUUUCACAAGGAACCUUUAUGCUGGAGUGGAGGAUCUAUUUCCCGGCUCUUGUACAACAGCAUUUUCAGAAAACAAGGGUCCAAAAGCUUCAGCAUCAGCCCGGAAGAGCCCAGAGGAAGUUGACGCCUGCAGGCAGGCCAGAAGGAGGGCUCCAGGCUCACUUUGCCCCACAGCCAUGAUUAGGACAAGUCCAGGAGGGGGCUUCUGUUUCCCAGCGGGGGGGGGGGGGGUGGCGGCGGCUCAAGUCCACCUGAAGGCGGAAGGAACCUGUGAGCUGCUGUGAAUCCUUUCUCUGUCAAGACCUCAGGCACAACUCUCAGCACCAUCUUCUCUGUCCAAUUAUUUAUUGACAUGGACAUUUCUAGAAAAUGUUUCUGCCUGAUACAGUUUUCAAAUGGCCUUGUUAGGAGUUGAAGAAAGUAUUUAUUUAUAUUGUCAAAUAAGGGUUUGGAAUGUUCUAAACUUAAGAAUUCCUCAUAGCAAAGAAAAUGCAUCCUGAAUCCCACAUUUAUAUGUGAGAUGAAAAAUGUUUUAUUUAUAUAUUUAUUGUUAAUGUAUUAUUUGAAAUAUUUUUGUAUACAUGCUGCUGUUUAAAUUAUUUUAUACUAUUUAUACUAAAUUGGAUAAAUAUAUUUUAAAUAUAUUUUUAAUAAACAUUUCUUUUUUAAAAA